Molecule: messenger RNA, 3251 nt
Organism: Salvia hispanica
Lineage: Eukaryota; Viridiplantae; Streptophyta; Magnoliopsida; Lamiales; Lamiaceae
Product: beta-galactosidase-like
Biological process (GO): carbohydrate metabolic process
Molecular function (GO): carbohydrate binding; hydrolase activity, hydrolyzing O-glycosyl compounds
Source: RefSeq, a predicted model, not a curated record
ACACGCACAAACACACAUUAAUGCGUGUGCAUCUUCUCAUUAUUAGAGAGUGAGAACCAAAGAGGGGGCAAAGGCAAACCUUCAGGUCAAGGAUAACAGCUGUUAGCCUUAUUUUUCCUGACAGUUUGCCGCUAAAGUUUGCAACUUUUUGUGAUGCACUCUCUCUCUCUAAUUGGAACAAGCAUAGAAUAAAGUGGGAAAAGGGGAUAGGAGGAAUCAAAGUAUAUUUUGCAUAAGAUAAUAUAACAAGAAAAAUAAAAGAAAGCAUAUUUCUAUCUAAAAAUACAAUCUUGGAGAAGGGCUUCUUGCAAUUCGUGGCAUUAUGGGUUUGAAAGUGGAUAUUGCAAUGUGUAACGCAUUUUUGGUGUUUUUGAGCUCAUGGGUUUCUUGUGGAGAGGCUUCUGUUUCGUAUGAUUCAAAGGCCAUUUCUGUUAAUGGGCAGAGGAAGAUUCUCAUUUCUGGAUCAAUACACUAUCCAAGAAGCACUCCUGAGAUGUGGCCAGAUCUUAUUCAGAAGGCAAAAGAAGGUGGAGUAGAUGUGAUUCAGACUUAUGUGUUUUGGAAUGGGCAUGAGCCUGAACCUGGAAAGUAUUAUUUUGAGGAGAGGUAUGAUUUAGUGAAGUUUAUUAAGCUGGUGAAGGAAGCUGGGCUUUAUGCCCACCUCAGAAUUGGUCCUUAUGCCUGUGCUGAGUGGAAUUUUGGGGGUUUCCCAGUUUGGCUGAAGUAUGUACCAGGCAUUAGUUUCAGGACUGAUAAUGAGCCUUUUAAGGCUGCGAUGCAAAAGUUCACAACGAAGAUUGUGACAAUGAUGAAAGCUGAAAAGCUGUACGAAACUCAGGGUGGUCCGAUUAUACUAUCUCAGAUUGAAAAUGAGUAUGGGCCGAUGGAGUACGAGCUGGGUGCACCAGGGCGGGCAUACACAGAAUGGGCGGCCAAAAUGGCUGUGGGUCUCGGCACUGGUGUCCCGUGGAUCAUGUGCAAGCAAGACGACGCCCCCGAUCCUAUUAUUAACACGUGCAAUGGUUUCUACUGUGAUUACUUCUCGCCCAACAAGGCUUACAAACCGAAGAUGUGGACUGAAGCAUGGACCGGCUGGUUUACUGAAUUUGGAGGCCCGGUUCCAUAUCGACCAGCUGAAGACCUGGCCUUUUCCGUUGCCAAAUUUAUUCAAAAAGGAGGCUCUUACAUUAACUAUUAUAUGUAUCAUGGAGGUACAAACUUCGGCCGGACUGCUGGUGGUCCGUUUAUCGCUACUAGCUACGACUAUGAUGCGCCUCUUGAUGAAUAUGGAUUAAUGAGGGAGCCUAAGUGGGGUCAUCUGAAAGAUUUGCAUAGAGCCAUCAAGCUCUGUGAGCCAGCUCUAAUAUCGGGAGAACCUACAGUAACUCCACUUGGAAAUUAUCAGGAGGCUCAUGUUUUCAAAUCGAAGUCUGGUCCGUGUGCUGCUUUUCUUGCAAAUUAUAAUCAGCAUUCGUUUGCUAAAGUGGCGUUUGCGAACGGACACUACAACUUGCCUCCUUGGUCCAUCAGUAUCCUUCCAGAUUGCAAGAACACUGUUUAUAAUACAGCAAGGAUUGGUGCUCAGAGUGCACAAAUGAAAAUGACCCCUGUCAGCAAAGGAUUUGAUUGGGAGUCGUACAACGAAGAGGCUGCAUCACACAGGGACAACUCAUUUACGAUGGUUGGAUUGGUCGAGCAGAUCAAUACCACCAGAGACAACACCGACUAUUUAUGGUAUACGACAGAAGUGGAGAUUGACCCGAGCGAAGGAUUCUUUAGAGGGGGGAAGCCUCCUGUUCUCACAGUAUCGUCUGCUGGCCAUGCCCUGCAUGUAUUUAUCAACGGACAGCUUUCAGGAACUGCCUAUGGAAGUCUAGAACAUCCCAAAUUAACUUUUACGGACAGCGUGCCUCUGAAAGCCGGAGUAAACCAAAUCUCGCUGCUAAGCAUUGCUGUUGGUCUCCCGAAUGUCGGCCCACAUUUUGAAACGUGGAACGCUGGAGUUCUUGGUCCCGUUUCUCUCAGUGGUCUCAACGAGGGGCGAAGAGACUUGACAUGGCAAAAAUGGUCUUAUACGGUCGGUCUAAAAGGAGAAUCUCUUAGUCUUCACUCACUCAGUGGAAGCUCCUCCGUUGAAUGGGUUGAAGGAUCGUACGUCAGUGAAAGGCUACCACUGACAUGGUACAAGACUACGUUCAACGCACCAGAAGGAGACGAGCCUUUAGCGUUGGAUAUGAAUACCAUGAGUAAAGGUCAGGUGUGGAUAAAUGGCCAAAGCAUCGGGCGCUACUGGAACCAGUACAAAGCAUCUAAUGGCUGCGAACCCUGCAACUACGCUGGGUGGUUCAACGAGAAAAAGUGCCUAACCAACUGUGGCGAAGCUUCUCAGAGAUGGUACCACGUCCCUCGUUCCUGGCUGUAUCCGACCGGAAAUCUGUUGGUCCUGUUUGAAGAAUGGGGAGGGAAUCCUUACGGGAUCAAUCUAGUGAAAAGGGAAGUAGCGAGCGUAUGCUCUAAUAUAUUCGAAUGGCAACCAACCUUAGUGAACUGGCAGCUGCUGUCAUCAGGGAAAGUCGACAAACCAUUAAGGCCGAAAGCUCACCUCUCGUGUGCCUCGGGUCAGAAGAUCUCGUCCAUCAAGUUUGCCAGCUUUGGGACGCCCGAAGGCUCCUGUGGAAACUUCCAACAGGGGAGCUGCCAUGCUUUCCACUCCUACGACGUUUUUGAGAGGUACUGUGUCGGCCAGCAAUCUUGCGCGGUGCCUGUAACACCUGAGAUCUUUGGUGGAGAUCCAUGUCCGAAUGUGAUGAAGAAGCUCUCAGUCGAGGCCGUCUGCAGCUGAUGAGAGACGCUCGUUUGUUCCUUUCGACACAGGUACUCCCACACUAUUGGCCAAUUUUGAGAUCAUGAGUUUCCAAGACACCAUUUUUCACCACAAACCAUUUUUAUUUGGGCUAUGUUGGGUUGAAGUUGUACAUACAUGCAACACACACCAUCUAUGUCCAAGAUCACAGUAGAUUUUAAGAUGAUUCGGGAGAAGAACGUGUAUAUAUGGAUAGUUUCCGUCAUUGUUCAUCGUUGCGUUGUGCAUCACAAUUCACAACGCGACGAAAAAACGAGUUCAUGUGCAAAAUCCCCAGUAUUCAUACAAUCUCAUGCCUUGUGAGUUUCUCAUGCUGAAGAAAGCAAUUUGUAAGAAAUGCUUUGGCAAUUAUCAAGAAUUGUUGAUCAAAUGUUGUUUGUUUAAUUGA